Messenger RNA from Thamnophis sirtalis, 3113 nucleotides. RefSeq names its product FHF complex subunit HOOK interacting protein 1B (gene FHIP1B). Gene Ontology annotation, biological process: endosome organization; endosome to lysosome transport; lysosome organization. Gene Ontology annotation, cellular component: FHF complex. NCBI's taxonomy places the organism in Eukaryota, Metazoa, Chordata, Lepidosauria, Squamata, Natricidae. The record is from RefSeq and is a predicted model, not a curated record.
CGAUCUGGGAGGCCCCUCCCCAUGGAGAAGAUGAGCUGGCUGAGCAAGCUGAACCCCCGAGCGGCAGCUGGGCCGAGGGCAAGCCGGGGGGGCGGCCUGCAGGGCCCGGUGAUGGCGGACCCCGAAACCUGCCUGAUGGUCUUCAAGAACCACUGGGCUCAGGUGCUGAGGAUCCUGGAGAAGCGUGGGCCCCACGUGACCCCGGGGGCCGCCGAUGACCUGAGUGCCGUGCGCAACAACACCUACCAGAUGGUGACUCUGCUGGCGGAGGAGCGCCCGCGGGGCGAGCCGGCGAUGGGGCCCAUCCUGGAGUUUGCAGUCUCGGAGAACGUGCUGGAGCACCUGCUGGGCUGGCACCUGCAGCGGGAGGUGCCCGAGGAGCGCAAGGUGGAGCUGCUGAAGCUGUUCGAGAUGCUGAUCAGCCAGGCCCACCAGCCGCUGCUGCACCAGAAGGCCGUGGUGGCCCCCCUGCUGCGCCUGCUGGCCCUGUGCGCCGAGCCGGCCUCUCCCCUGCUGGAGACCAACCUGGUGCUGCUGCUGAAUCAGCUCUGCGUCUCCGUGGCCCGGGACCCCCCGCUGCUGGAGCUCUUCUUCCACAGCCCCUCCGAGCAGGGACCCCCCCACCUGCUGCUCUUCUCCCUCCUCAUCCCCUUCAUCCACCACGAGGGGGUCGUGGGCCAGCAGGCGCGGGAUGCGCUACUCCUGCUCAUGGCCGUGUCCUCCGGCAGCCGGACCGUCGCCCGCUACAUCACCGAACACUCCUACUUCUGCCCGGUCCUGGCCACGGGGCUGAGCGCCCUCUACUCCUCACUGCCCCGCAAACUUGAAGUCCGCGGGGAUGAUUGGCACUUUCUGCGCCGCGAGGACUGGAUUGGGGUCCCGUCCCUGGUCCUCUUCAUGAACUCCCUGGAGUUUUGCAAUGCGGUCAUCCAGGUGGCUCACCCGCUGGUCCAGAAGCAGCUGGUGGAUUACAUCCACAACGGGUUCCUGGUGCCAGUGAUGGGCCCGGCUUUGCACAAGACGUCCAUCGAGGAGAUGAUCGCCAGCACGGCCUACCUGGACCUCUUCCUGCGCAGCAUCAGCGAGACGCCCCUGCUGAAGGCCUUCCUCCGCUUCCUGCUGCUCCACCACCACGACAGCAGCACCAUCCUGGACACGCUGGUGGCACGCAUCGCCAGCAACUCCCGGCUCUGCAUGGUCUCCCUCAGCCUCUUCCGGACGCUGAUUGGCCUGCACUGCGAGGACGUCCUGCUGCAGCUGGUGCUGAGGUACCUGAUCCCCUGCAGCCACGUCAUGCUGAGCCAGAAGAGAGCGGUCAAGGAGCUGGACCUGUAUGGCAAGGCUGCUGCCAAGUUCCUCUCGCUCAUCCCUCGCUGCUGCAGCCCAGAGAGCCUGCCCAGCCUCGACCAGGAAGAGGAGCGGGCAGCCUGGUCCAAGGGCCAAGGCAGCCCCAGCGUGGACUCUUCCUCCGUGGUGACCAUCCCCAGGCCCUCCACGCCGUCUCGCAUCUCCUUCUUCACCCGCCAGCCCAGCUCCAGCACGGAGGCCCCCAGCCCCACCCACCGCUCUCCAGGGACGCCCACGGGCAGCCCUGCUCACCGUCCCGGCAGGUGGGAGGAGGUCUCGGAGCUGGAAGGGAAUUACCUGGAGUACCUGCGGGAUGCGCGGCUCAACAUCGACCUCUGCGUCCGUGCCUGCCACGUCUGGUCAGCUCCCUACGAUGGGGAGGAGCCCAAUGCCAUCGGCUUAGCUCCGCCUCCGGGUGCCUCCUCAGCAGCCAACACGUCCGUCCAUCCCAGGGGGCCCCCGCCAGACCCUGCACCUGCCUCCCCCCGGACUAAAAAGCGGGGGGCAAGCCUGGAAGGGGCCCCUGCCAGCCUGCUGCCUAGCACUGCCCCACCAGCGGACACCAAAGACAAGCACCUUCUGCUUAACGGGGCCCACGUGGACACUGGCAUCAAGAAGGGCCGCUGGUGCCCCCCCGAGAGCCCCUUGGAGAAUGGGUCAGUCCCAUCGCGCAACCUUUGCGAAGGCGCCUCCUGCCUGGACUUGCUCGCGGAUGAGGGGCUGAGCCAGGCCCCUCUGGAGAAUGGGGGUCCGCUGACGGCGGAGGACUUCCAUCGGGAACUGUGUCAGCUGCAGGACGAGAUGGCUAACGGGGACCGAGCCGAGGAAGGCCCUGGCGUGGAUCCCCCACCUGAGCCUGAACCGCUUUCCCGGGAGGAAGAGGAAGCUUACCACUGCUUUUCCUCCUGCCCCGAGGGCUCGGCCCCCGCCCCGCCUGCCGACCCCUUGUCCCAGAUCAUCAUAAGCCCGCUCCGGGCCUCAGGGCAGCCUCCCAGCCAGCCAUUCACCGGCCCCUUCCUGGCUAUCCUGCUGGCCAAACUGGAGAACAUGCUGCAGAACUCGCUCUACGUCAACUUCCUGCUGACGGGACUGCUGGCACAGCUCGCCUGCUACCCGCAGCCCCUCCUGCGCUCCUUUCUCCUCAACACCAACAUGGUCUUCCAGCCCAGCGUCAAGUCCCUCCUCCAGGUCCUGGGCUCCGUGAAGAACAAAAUUGAGGGCUUCGCGGACAGCCAGGAGGACUUCCCGUCACUGCUCUUCAAGGCCAGGAAGUACCUGAUUGCCCGGGCCAGGCCGGACGCCCCAGAUGCCACCAACCCCCUUCCCCCCUUACGCCGUCCCGAGGCCCUUGUGAAGAGCCGGAAGCCCACCAUCGGGGAGCUGAUCAUGCGCCACACCAACAGCCCCACGCGGGCCCGCCAGGCCGCCCAGCUGGCCCUGCAGCAUGUGCGCGAAGGGCAGGUGCUGCAGGCGCUCUCGGGCGGCUCCCUCUUCCGCGGCUCUGCCGAGAAGCAAAGCGAAGCGCUGCGGGUGAAGAACGCCGUCUACUGCGCAGUCAUCUUCAGCGAGUUCCUCAAGGAGCUGGCGGCCAUCGCCCAGGCCCACGCGGUCACCUCCCCCUUCCUGCUGGAGCCCCCCCCGGAGUGACCCCCCCACUCCCUGUCCUGUCCGGUUGGGGGGGCACCCGCAGGGAGGCCCCUCCCCUUUUAAAACUCCUUACCAGGAAAUGGACCUUUUUAAUUUAUUGGGAAUGAAUGCUUUUUUUC